CCCAACAGCACGCCCAACGUGAGUUUAGUCGGUGGUGGUGAAGAUUUUAGCAGUGUUCUCAUUGCUGAAUCUGAGAUUUGUGGCGUUAGAUACUGGGUAUCAACUAAAGCAAAUUAGGCGUUUAUAUUGGCUAGAAAAUGGAUGGCAUAAAGGAAGGAUGGUUCACAGAAACGUGCACCCUGUGGCCUGGACAAGCAAUGAGUCUUCAAGUCGAAGAGGUUUUGUAUAAUAAGAAAUCCAAAUUUCAGGAUGUCAUGGUGUUUAAAAGCAAAACAUACGGAAACGUCCUUGUUUUGGAUGGGGUUAUCCAGUGCACAGAGAGAGAUGAGUUCUCAUACCAAGAGAUGAUUGCCAACCUGCCCCUGUGCUGUCAUCCAUGUCCCAAGAAGGUUCUAAUCAUCGGUGGAGGGGAUGGGGGCGUUCUGAGGGAGGCUGUGAAACACCCUCUGGUGGAGUCGGUGGUCCAGUGUGAAAUCGACGAGGAUGUGAUCACUGUGUCGAAGAAGUAUUUGCCUGGCAUGGCAAAGGGCUUCUUCAGUCCCAAGCUCACCCUGCACGUAGGAGAUGGCUUUGAGUUUAUGAAGCAGAACCAAGAUGCCUUUGACAUCAUCAUCACCGAUUCAUCGGACCCUGUUGGUCCAGCAGAGAGUCUGUUUAAGGAGUCGUACUACCAGCUUAUGAAGACAGCCCUCCGGGAAGGUGGAAUUCUCUGUUGCCAAGGAGAGUGUCAGUGGUUGCAUUUGGAGCUGAUUAAAGAGAUGCAGACCUUUUGCAAGACGCUUUUCCCCGUGGUGGAUUAUGCCUACUGCACCAUCCCCACCUACCCAAGCGGCCAGAUCGGCUUCAUGCUUUGCAGUAAAAAUGAAAAAACAAAUUUCAGAGAGCCGGUACGAGAAAUUUCGAGAGAUGAGGUGGAGAGCAUGGGCUUGAAAUAUUACAACCCCGAAAUCCACAAAGCAGCGUUCAUCCUCCCAGAGUUUGCCCGCAAGGUACUUCAUGAGUCGUAAGUGUGAGCACAUGGACAGCCACUCUCUUCCCACUCAACCGUCUGUCACGACAGAACACAACGCAAACUACAUGUAAACCCAGACCUGCUCUGCCUCGCCCUGCACCACACCACACCUUCACUCUCUGCAGUACCAACAGCUCACCCACACGCUGUCUGCACUAUGCACUUGCCACACCUACUGGGACUUGAGGAGAGCAGCCCGGAAGAGAAGAGAAAAGAAGAGGAGACCGCUGCCUCUUUAGGAGGGAAGCGGAGGUGGAGGGGUCAAACGCUAUGUUUUCAAGACAGUCGCAAGUCCCUCCAGCGCUUCCUUCCAGCCUUGCACAUUUCCUCCCAUUUAGGCUAUUUUUGUUCUCAUCUAUUUCUCUUCUCCGUCUUUCCAACUUCGACAAAAACUCAAGUGCAGUCAAACGAAAAAUCAGAUUUCCUCUCUUUUUUGUUUUCCUUCUGGACACAUUUUUCUGCUUUUAUGGUAGUGUUAUAGAGCUUAUGAAAAUAUUGCCAGUGGUAAUAUCUUAACAUAGAAUAAGCAGUAUCAUAAUAUAAUUUGUUUUAAUAUAAAUAGCUCACAUGCACAGGUCUAUGCCUAACGGCUAAAUCGUUCCUUCAUUUACUGGAAGUCUCUUAAACAUUCUAAAAGCCACUGAUGCUGAACUUAACAGUAUUAUUCAGCCAUGGAUGGUCCAAAUAAAAUUCCUAAUGUAAUAUUGGGAACUUUCAAGAAAUGGACAAAAAUGACAGCCAUUUCACCUAUCAGGUCUUAAAAGGUUGUACCAGUCGAUGGACUAAAGAUGGCAUGUAUUUUAUGGCAAGGGGAAUGUUGAUGUGUAUUUUAUAGCGUUGAAGAUAUGCAUGAUAUACAUCAACAGUAAUAGUAUGGGGGAAAUGUUGGAAGGAUGGGUAAUGUCGGUGGGAAUGAAAUGGGUAAUUCUCAAAUAUGGGUGGGCAUAUUCCUGUGCUCCGUGUGGUGGUUGGAUUUGAAUAAGGUACAAUGGGAACAAGCUUUGUACAUGUAUGUAACUUUCUGCCUAUCGAACAUUCUUUUUGUGAGUGAGUUAGAGAGAGAGAGCACGAUAUCUCAUGGUGUGUUUUAGAUUUCAAGGUCACUACAAAACAAGCGAACUCCUGAUUUGUGAUGGUCAGAAAUAUAUACUUCAUAUAAUGGUCAUCACUACAGUGCAUUUUUAAUAACUAUACCAGAUUGUGUGCGGUCAGUGAUGUAGGUUUAGUGAAAGGAGGGCAUUAUCAUCAGAUGUGCAAGUGUGUGUUUUGUCCUGUAAAUUGUUCCGAAGUCAACUCUUUCUUGUCAAAUAUGGAGGUACUAUGAAUUACUGAAACACCAGUAAAGACUCAGCAAUUUGUAUGAAAUUCAGUUGUUGAUAAUAAUCAGUGAUGUCACAAUUAAAAUGGAAACUGGAAUUCUCACCUACCUGAAUCCCUCUUCAGUAUGUAUGUGCAUACACCACUUGUCUCUUUAUGGCUUAUGUUAAUUAUGUUACUUAGCCAUGUACAUUUGAUUUGAUCAAGUUUAUAAUGUGGAGUCCUGGGGAGAUUUUCAAAUAAAAAAGAAAUAAGCUAAACAACGUUUAA
Engraulis encrasicolus (European anchovy) is the source of this 2599-nucleotide messenger RNA. It is a transcript of the gene srm, whose product is annotated as spermidine synthase. Bases 138 to 1007 code for a protein of 289 amino acids. Lineage: Eukaryota; Metazoa; Chordata; Actinopteri; Clupeiformes; Engraulidae. Gene Ontology annotation, molecular function: catalytic activity. Gene Ontology annotation, biological process: polyamine metabolic process. The transcript is spliced from 8 exons. The record is from RefSeq and is a predicted model, not a curated record.